This is a messenger RNA of Necator americanus (New World hookworm), 639 nucleotides long. RefSeq lists its product as uncharacterized. The transcript is spliced from 5 exons. Bases 1 to 639 code for a protein of 212 amino acids. The record is from RefSeq and is a predicted model, not a curated record. NCBI's taxonomy places the organism in Eukaryota, Metazoa, Nematoda, Chromadorea, Rhabditida, Ancylostomatidae.
AUGUCGCGAGCAGUUCACUUCUCAGCAGUUAUCGUUGGCCUCAUUGCCAUGGUUAGCGCUCAUGGAUUCGGUAGAGGACUAUUCGGCCACCCACCACCUCCACCAUGUGGACUUCCACCGUUCGUUGAUGAUCUACCAGCAGAUGCACAGAAGAAGCUGAGAGAAAUCUGGGCGGAUUACAAAGAAGGCGAGAAAUGCUACCAUCAACAUGGUCUUACCAGAGAACUCAUGGACUCACUUCCGGAUGACGUCCGUAGGGAGAUUCACAAAGGUGCUUUCCUACCGCCACCGUUGAAGAAGGCUCCAAAGGAUAUUCAGGAUCAGUUCAAAGCAAUUAUGCAAGAUAAGAGCAUACCUUUUGAGGAUAAGCCCAAGAAAAUGCAUGAACUUGCUCAAAAGAUAUUGAAAGGAGACAUGCUGAAGGAGUUCAACGAUUUCCACAAUAAAAUGGAGGAACAUAAAAAAACAAUCGCCGAAAAGGCCGAAAAACUCUCACCUGAAGCGAAAGAGGCUUACGACAAAAUCGGAAAACUUGAGAAGGAAAAACAUGAAAUAAUUCAUAAACUUAGCGAACCUGCACAACAAGAACUGUUCGAGCUGUAUCGGGAGAGACGCGACAAGUUCCCAAAACCUCUGUAA